Molecule: messenger RNA, 2686 nt
Organism: Agelaius phoeniceus (red-winged blackbird)
Lineage: Eukaryota; Metazoa; Chordata; Aves; Passeriformes; Icteridae
Source: RefSeq, a predicted model, not a curated record
GAGCGUCCCUGGAGCGUCCCCAGGUGCCAUGAAGCCCCUCGAGCUGUCCCCGGCCCUGCUGCAGCCGCAGGACAGCGCUGGGGCCAUCCUGGGCCAGCUGCUGGCCACCCUGUCCAGGGAGAACGAGACGCUGCUCGGGUCUGCAGCGAGCCUGUCCCGGGACACGGAGGAAUUCACCAGGGAACUCCGGGCCACCCUGUACAGCACUGAUGACACCUGGCGGUACUGGAAUGUCACCAAUGAUUGUAUUAACCCUCUCACCUUCCUGAGCCAGGCCCUGGCCGCCUAUGACAGCACCCAAGGGAGCUCCCAGAAGUAUGUGCGAUGGCCAUCCUUAACAUGGUACAUGUCACCAAGAAGCCUCAAGGACAGGUGGGCCGAGCUGGCCAAGAAAGCCACCAAGCUCUGCAACACCUGCAGGAAUUUGGCCACCGAGGCGGCCGACAGGGCGGCCACCGCCACCGCCUGGGCCAGGGAGCUGCAGGCCAUGGCUGCCAUGUAUGGGACACCUCAGGAACACAUGGGGGAGCUGGGUCAGGCCCUGGGCAGGGAGGAGGGGGCUGAGGUGGUGGCCGGGCGUGAAGCCUGGGUGAGGACAGAAGCCAGGGUGGCUGCCAGCGAGGCCACCAGGGCCACCAUGGAGAGACAGCGGCUGGAGGCGGCCCUGGGGCUGCUGGAGCACUUGGUGGCCGCGUGUGACGGAGCCACCGCCUUCCCCGAGGAGCUGGAGCGCCUGGCCAAGGACAUGGAGGACAUCCUGGAGGGGAGAAAGAAGGAGUCCUCCAUUGUCCCCGAGGCCUUGGUGGCCAAGGUGGCCGAGGCCGAGCGGCUGUGGGAGGCCAGCGCCCGCCAAGCCGUGGCUCACUUGGUGAGGACAGUUCCAGACGCCAUCAAGCUCUGGUUCACUGGUGCUCCCACCUGCCCCAGUGCCUGUGGGGUGGCCGAGCGGUGCCAAAGAGCCACCGAGGACAUCCCGAGGCUCCUUCGAACCCCAGAGAGUCCCCAGAGCGUCCCCAGGAUGUCCCCAUUGAGCCUGGAGCUCCAAGAGCUGUCCCCGGCCCUGCUGCAGCCACAGGUCACCGUGGUGGCCACCCUGGGCGAGCUGCUGGCCACCCUGCCCAGGCGGGACGAGGAGAUGCUGCUGCCCGAGUCCGCAGUGGAACUGUACCGGGACCUGGAGGAAUUCACCAGGAACCUCCGGGUCACCCUGUACUGCACUGAGGGCACCUGGUGGCGCCGCAAUGUCACCUCUGAUGAUGGUGACCCUGUCCCCUCCCUGAGCCAGGCCCUGGCUGCCUGCAGGAGCACCCCAGGGACCACCUGGGAUGAUGUGACAAUGGCAGCCAGCAAGUGGCAGCUGUCGGUGUCUGCGCUUGUGGACAGGUGGAUCCGGCUGGCCAAGAAAGCCACCGAGCUCCGCCGCAACUGCAGCUAUUUGGCCACCGAGGCGGCCAACAGGGAGGCCACCGCCACUGCCCGGGCCAGGGAGCUGCAGGCCGAGGCUGCCCGUGAUGGGACAGCUCAGGAACACAUGGGGGAGCUGGGUCAGGCCCUGGGCAGGGAGGAGGGGGCCGAGGUGGUGGCCGGGUGUGAAGCCCAGGUGAGCAGAGAGGCUGGGGGGGCUGCCAGCCUGGUCACUAUGGCAAGCAGAAGGAGACAGCGGCUGGAGGCGGCCCUGGGGCUGCUGGAGCGCUUGGUGGCCGCGUGUGACGAAGCCACCGCCUUCCCCCGGGAGCUGCAGUGGCGGCUCAGGGACACUGAAAACGCCCUCAAGGGGACAAAUGAGGCGUCCCCCGAUGUCCCCGAGGAUUUGGUGGCCAAGGUGGCCGAGGCCGAGCGGCUGUGGGAGGCCAACGCCCGCCUGGCCAAGGAUCACCUGGUGGGGGCACUUGGGGACAUCAUCGGCUUCUAUUUCGAUCGUGGUCCCACCAGUGCCCGUGGGGUGGCCGAGCGGUGCCAAAGAGCCACCGAGGACAUCCCGAGGCUCCUCCAAGUCCCAGAGUGUCCCCAGAGCGUCCCCAAGAUCUGCCCAGUGAGCCUGGAGCCCCAAGAGCUGUCCCCGGCCCUGCUGCAGCCACAGGUCACCGUGGUGGCCACCCUGGGCGAGCUGCUGGCCACCCUGCCCAGGCGGGGCGAGAUGAAGCUUGUGUCCGCAGUGGAACUGUACUGGGACCUGGUGACCUUCACUGAGAGCCUCCGGGUCACCCUGUACUGCACUGAGGGCACCUGGUGGCACCGCAGUGUCACCUCUGAUGGUGGUGACCCUGUCCCCUCCCUGAGCCGGGCCCUGGAUGCCUGCAGGAGCACCCCUGCAGGGACCACCUGGGACUGUGUGACAAUGGCAGCCAGCGAGUGGCAGGGGUUGGUGGCCGUGCUGGUGAACAGCUGGGCCCGGCUGGCCAGGGCAGCCACCAAGCUCCGCAACACCGGCAUAGAAGCGGCUGCUGAGGCGCUCGACAGGGCAGCCCUGGCCAGGGAGCUGCAGGAUGAGGCUGACAUUUAUGGGACAGCUCAGGAACAUAGGGGGGAGCUGGGACAGGCCCUGGGCAGGGAGGAGGACGCCUAUAAACUCGAGGAGAAGAUAGAGGCCUGGGUGGCUGCCAGGGAGGCCACAAGGGCCACCAUGGUGAGACAGCGGCUGGAGGCGGCCCUGGGGCUGCUGGAGCGCUUGGUGCCCCGCGUGUGA